Molecule: messenger RNA, 476 nt
Organism: Raphanus sativus (radish)
Lineage: Eukaryota; Viridiplantae; Streptophyta; Magnoliopsida; Brassicales; Brassicaceae
Exons: 1
Coding region: 55-288 (77 amino acids)
Source: RefSeq, a predicted model, not a curated record
AGUGUAAAAAAAGACAUAAGAAAGCGUUGGGAAAGCUGAUAGAGAGAAACAGAGAUGGAGGCAACGAAAGAGAGAAUGGAAAAUGAACAUAAUAAGAGGAGAGAUGAAUCUGCCGUCGUCAACAAUGAUGCAGGAAAGGCCGAAGACACGGUCAGAGAGCUCGUUCGCGAAUCCAUAGUUGAUGGCGGAAGCGAUGGUAACAGGAACGGAGGUGAUAGCGCUCGCAAGCCGGAGGACAUUCUUGCUUUCUCAAGAACCGUACGGAAGAUUGAUUCCUCGCUUGAGUAGUUUUUAUGUAUUCUGUUUUUCUUUUGAACUUUUUGCUUCUAGACAUGUUCGUUUCUUCUUUUACUAUCAAUCUACUAGCAAAAUAAAUAAACAUUCAACAACAUCGUUCUACAUUUUGCGUACAUUAUCAAGGUUCAGAAUGGAUUGUAACAAAUUUUGGUACUAUAUUCGUAAGUUCCAUUCAGAUA